GGGUGCCAGAAUCCGAGCCUGGGGCUGGCAGGGGGCGCCCGCCGGGGCCGGGCGUGGAGAAUCCCGAAGUUCUGGACCACGGGUUGGAGGAGACAGAAAAGGUUCCACGAAGUUCUGGACCGAAGUCGGGGAGCGGGGGCGUCGUGGGGAUUUCGGAAGUUCCAGGGUCUCGGGUGGCAGUUCCCGAAGUUGGGGCGCGUACUGGGCGACCCGUUCCUGCCGCGCGUGGGGACUCGAUUCUGACUGAUAUCACGGAGCUGAGAUGCAUGGGGUGGGGCUUCGCCCCCUCACGCGCUUGGGGAUCAGGCACCGGGCGGGGUCGGGCCCCCCUCCAGGAGCCCCGGGCCGCCCGGCGUCCGAGGCGCAUGACUAGUUGAGGCCAAAGCAACAGACCUGCCAUCCCUCUGGCUACCUCUUGGAACUUACCCAGCCCAGCCUGACCAAUGUCCACAGCCAGGGAGCAGCCCAUCUUCAGCACACGGGCACACGUGUUCCAGAUUGAUCCCGCCACCAAGCGGAACUGGAUUCCUGCGGGCAAGCAUGCACUCACCGUCUCCUACUUCUACGAUGCCACCCGCAAUGUUUACCGUAUCAUCAGCAUCGGGGGUGCCAAGGCCAUUAUCAACAGCACCAUUACCCCCAACAUGACCUUCACCAAAACCUCCCAGAAGUUCGGGCAGUGGGCAGACAGCCGAGCCAACACUGUCUACGGCCUUGGCUUUGCUUCGGAGCAGCAUCUGACCCAGUUUGCUGAGAAGUUCCAGGAAGUGAAGGAGGCAGCCAGGCUCGCUCGGGAGAAAUCUCAGGAUGGUGGGGAACUCACCAGUCCAGCCCUGGGGCUCACAGCCCACCAGGUGCCCCCCAGCCCCCUCAUCAGCACCAACGGCCCUGGCGAUGAGAAAUUGUUCCGCAGUCAGAGCGCAGGCCCGGGUCCCGCAGAGCGCGAGCGGCUCAAGAAGAUGCUGUCGGAGGGCUCAGUGGGAGAGGUGCAGUGGGAGGCAGAGUUCUUCGCGCUGCAGGACAGCAACAACAAGUUGGCAGGCGCCCUGCGGGAGGCCAACGCCGCCGCCGCCCAGUGGAGACAGCAGCUGGAAGCCCAGCGCGCUGAGGCUGAGCGAUUGCGGCAGCGAGUGGCCGAGCUGGAGGCCCAGGCAGCCACGGAGCAAACCCCAGUCAAUGAGAAGGAGGGGCUGUGCCAAUCACUCCAGCUGGAGCAGCUGGAGGCACUGGUGCAAACCAAGGACCAGGAGAUUCAGACACUGAAGAGCCAGACUGGUGGGACCCACGAGGUACCGGAUGCCACAGAACGUGAGGAGACACAGCAGAAGGUGCAGGACCUGGAGACCCGAAAUGUGGAACUGGAGCACCAGCUGCGAGCAACGGAGCGCAGUCUAGAGGAGGCACGGGCUGACCGGGAGCGGGCGAGGGCCGAGGUGGGCCGGGCCGCACAGCUACUGGAUGUCAGGCUGUUCGAGCUGAGUGAGCUGCGAGAGGGCCUGGCCCGCCUGGCUGGGGGUGCACCCUGAGCCAAGCCUUCAGAAGCUGCUUUUACAUAAACCAUGCCCACCUGGUGCACGGGCUGGGCCGCAGGCGGCACAGUGGGCCGUUCGCCCUGGCUGGAACUGGGGCUGACUCAGCCUGGGGAGGGCCUGGUCACAGUGCCCAGCUGGUCCUGGCUCUCAGCUCAGGGGCUGGUUUUGAGCUUUUCAUCGUGUAGAAUUUCUAGAAUCCUUGGGGCAUGUGCUGGCGCCCAGAUUACAUUUCUAAGCGUAGCUGUGUGUGCGUGUGGUGUGUGGGCACCAGGCAUCAAGCCACCGUCAUGGGGCCCUCUACCCGCCUUCUCUUAACUGUACCCUAGCCGCCUUGGUUCACAUGGGACUUGGUCGGCCAUGUGUAGGCGUGGCAACAUUUGGAAAGUUGCUGGGCUGGGUUCCAGCUCUGCUCAGGGUUGGUGCCCCCUUCCCCUUGGACUCAGCCUGAGCUGUCAGAACUUAGGUGGCCCCUCGUCAAUACCCUCUUCACUCUGGCCUCAAGCCUUAAAUGAAUUCAGGUGGGCAGGUGAGGCAGCCCCCAGAAUUGGUGGGCAGUGGUGUUCACUGGGUGGGGGAGUGGUCUCCCUAAACCUCACAGAUGCAACUGGAGAAUGGUGCAGUUGCUGUGUUAACCUUUCAGAGAGGAAACUGAGGCCCUGAGGCAGCUUCAUAAACCGGAGGUCACCACGCUGGAACACAGUGUAAAACUUUGGGCAUGUCUGGACAGGAAUGGAGACCCAGGGUGGGGUGGGAUGAC
Talpa occidentalis (Iberian mole) is the source of this 2289-nucleotide messenger RNA. RefSeq names its product homer scaffold protein 3 (gene HOMER3). Gene Ontology annotation, molecular function: G protein-coupled glutamate receptor binding. Gene Ontology annotation, cellular component: plasma membrane; cytoplasm; postsynaptic density. Gene Ontology annotation, biological process: G protein-coupled glutamate receptor signaling pathway; regulation of store-operated calcium entry. NCBI's taxonomy places the organism in Eukaryota, Metazoa, Chordata, Mammalia, Eulipotyphla, Talpidae. The record is from RefSeq and is a predicted model, not a curated record.